AUGACUGACAAGAAAAAAGCAGCACAGCUCAAGGAGGAAGGCAAUGCCCUAUAUGUGAAGCAAGAAUACCAUGCGGCUGCCGAAAAAUAUAGCAAGGCGUUGGAGUACGACAGUGACAAUGCUGUUUUGUACGCGAACCGUGCUGCUUGCGCUUUGGGAAUAAAAGAUUAUCCCCAUGCUAGUGUCGAUGCACAGAAGGCCACUGAGAUUGAUCCAACCUACGCCAAAGCGUGGGCGCGACUUGCCACCGCUCGCGCUGCUCUUGGCACCAUAAUCGAGAGUAUCGAAUGUUGGAACAAAGCAUUAUCUACUCUCCCAAGAACCAACUUAAGCCCUGCCCAGUCUAGGCAGAAGGAGCAGUACGAGGCGGAAUUGAGGAAGAUCAGAGCCCAAGAGCACGAUGCACCAGCCGUUGGGAUCGUUAUGAAGGAAGGAGGGAAAGAGGCGCCGUGGGUUCGCGCGAAGGCUAUGCUACCCAAGCUACGAAGUCUCGGGUAUGCAAUGGUGCAGAGUAGCGCAUGGGUUAUAUCGGCAGCAUACGAUGUAGCGCAAUUUGAAGUCACAACCUAUCUAUUUCUGACUUUGCCCUUCUUCCAGGAUUUCGCUCAAGGUGUUGAGUUGAUGAAGUCCAUUAAAAAGUCUCCUACACCCGCGGGAAUAAUGUACUCAGGCCCCCCUGGAGCUAUCGAAGCUCUCACCAAUGGCAUCAUGAGGGACUCCCGUGCCUUCCACAUCGCAGAUAACAAUUGGCUGGAAAUGUACAAUAUACAGGUGAUGGUGAACUGUCAGAGGUUUCAAGCAUGGACCGGAGACAGUUCGCAGGUCAUCGCAGAGGCCCUGAGGCGGCAACGCAAGAAGGGCUGGGAUGAUGUUCGUCCAGCAAUAUCGACCACAGUUCGAGCGUGGAUCAUGCGAGCGCUCAUAGCGGACAAAAUUCAACAGAAAUCGGAUGAUGCUUUAAAAUUUUAUGACUGGAUCCUGGAUGUGCUUCAAUGGGGUAGACGUGUAUGGAAAUCUGUACCAAAAGACGAUCGCGGUUCUGUCUUUGAGAGCACUUUUGUGCGCGGCGUUCGUUCAUUACGUCUCGAGAGCCUGAUGGAGGCUUGCUCAAAAAAUCCCAGGCCUGACUCCAAAUAUACUUUGGAGGACCUCUUUGAAGAGGCCCAAGACCUCAUUCGCGAAAUUGACAUCGCAAUGACGAAUAUACCUACCGUCGAAUACGACCCAGGCUUCAUUUCUUCAUUCUACAUCUAUCCCAGAGCGCACGCAUACGCCAUGAUUGGAUUCUAUCACAACAAAAUGGCAAAGCAGUGUGCAGAGCUUGGAGUGACUAGCUUGGGGGACGUCAUGAUCCACUUCGCGGAGGCGUCCAAGGCUUAUCUUACGGCAGCAACCAUUUUCCCCGAAGACGACGAGAAUCAUGUCUGGUACCUGAAUUGCGCUCUCGAUGCGUUGUACAGUUGUGGCACACCCAUCAAGAUACUCUUGCCUAUAAUGGAGCGCGUACGACUCGCCAUUCCGAAGAUGAAGGAGAUCUGGGAAUUUUCUGCGCUCGCACACCAGGGAAGGGAUUCGAUAUUGCAGAAAGUCUUGUGGGGCGAAGAGGAUAUGCGGAAAGGACUCGCCGAUGGCAAGUUUACGCUGGAGGACAAGGUUAUGCCAGAGCUGCAGAAGUAG
Molecule: messenger RNA, 1677 nt
Organism: Sparassis crispa
Lineage: Eukaryota; Fungi; Basidiomycota; Agaricomycetes; Polyporales; Sparassidaceae
Product: TPR-like protein
Exons: 11
Coding region: 1-1677 (558 amino acids)
Biological process (GO): post-translational protein targeting to endoplasmic reticulum membrane
Cellular component (GO): membrane; TRC complex
Molecular function (GO): molecular adaptor activity; protein binding
Source: RefSeq, a predicted model, not a curated record